Molecule: messenger RNA, 3354 nt
Organism: Mangifera indica (mango)
Lineage: Eukaryota; Viridiplantae; Streptophyta; Magnoliopsida; Sapindales; Anacardiaceae
Product: probable disease resistance protein At4g27220
Exons: 4
Coding region: 586-3354 (922 amino acids)
Molecular function (GO): ADP binding; protein binding
Source: RefSeq, a predicted model, not a curated record
UCAAAUUUACUUUUCAAAAUCUGAAAGGAAAAAAAAUUCAAAAUCCUUCCACUGGAGAAAUUUCCUAUUUUCAUAUGUUUAAUCGAGAUAUUUGAAGAGUAUAAUCUAAGUUGUUAUGUGGCUGCUUCCUGGAAGAUGCCAAUGAAUUGAAUUUGGUGGAACUUUCAUUUCUCUUUUAUCAUCUUCACAUUUCUUCUCUUUCAAUCAUUCUAAGUACUUUCACUUGCAAACCUCUCUGAAACCACAUCCUUUGAUUCCUUUGGUUUGCGCCUUACUUGCCCUGUCACAAAUCUCUCGGAAACUAGUUCCCCUGAUUUCUUCAGUUCGCACCCUGGUUGCCCUGUUACUUUCUCUGUUUUACUUUCUUUAUUUCAGAAUCUUUUUGCCCUAUUUCUAAUUCUUUAUUUUCUUCUAUUUCAAUAUUUCUGAUUUCUUCAAAAAAAAAAAAGCCUUUUUGCUUUCAGUUGUUUCUCGAUUACUAGAAAGAAUUAUCAUUUCUCGUAUUUAUUGUUAAUUUCGGCUGUUGUAUUUUAAUUUUUCAUUUUCUUUACUUCUGUUUUUCAAACCUGAAAAAAGUUUUAAAAAAUGGCUGAUAUUGCCGGGGUUGUGGUGAGUCCUGUCCUUCAAGUUGCCAAGUGGUUGGCUGUUCCGAUUUGGCGUCAAUUUAAGUACUUGUUCAACUACACUACCAAUUUCAAAAAUCUCGAAGAGGAAGUUAAGAAGCUGGAGUAUACAAGAGAUAAAGUUCAGCGUAAGGUUACUGCUGCUGAAAGAAAUGUGGAAGAGAUCAAUCAGAAUGUUAAGGACUGGCAGAAAGAAGUGGAGAAGACCAUUACUAAAGCAGAGCAAAUGAUUCAAGAGAAAGCGAACGACCCGCGUUGUUUCAAGGGAUUGUGCCCCAACUUUGUCAUUCACUACAGAAAAAGCAAGACAGCUUUUAAAUUAAAGCACGAUGAUAUUGAUCGUCUCCUCCAAAAAGAGAAGGAAUUGAGUCCCAUUUCCAAACCUUCUAAUCCACCGGAUCGCCGGUUUAUAUCUAAUGAAGAUUAUUUGACUUUUGAAUCAAGAAACUCCUUGGUAAAGAAUGUAUGGGAUGCUCUAAAUGAUGAGAAUGUGUACAUGAUUGGUGUUUAUGGGAUGGGUGGUCUUGGGAAGACCACGCUUGUAGAGGAACUUGGUAGGAAAGCCAAGGAGGAUAAGCUCUUUGAGGACAUUGUUUUGGUUGAGGUUUCAGAAUCUCCUGAUGUAAAGAAGAUUCAGACAACAAUUGCAAAAAAAUUGGAUCUAAAAUUUCAAAACGAAAAUGAAAGUGAAAUGGCAGAUAAGAUGUAUUCAAGAAUGAAGGACAACAAUAUCCUUUUAAUUCUAGAUAAUAUUUGGGAACCUCUAGAACUUGAUAAGACACUAGGAAUUCCUCGCAGAGCUGAUCGUGGAAGAAAUAAACUUUUGUUCACAACAAGAAACUUAGAUGUGUUGGAGAGGAUGGGUUCCACAAAUAAUUUCGGGAUGGGCAUUUUAAAUAAAGAAGAAGCUUGGACCCUAUUCACCAAAAUGGCAGGAAAUAUUAUUCAAACACGUGAAUUGUAUUCUCUACAAAAUGAUGUAUGCAAGGAGUGCGGGGGAUUACCUCUUGUCAUUAGUGCAAUAGCUAAAGCAUUAAGAAACAAGAGUGAUUCAUCUGAUUGGAAGUAUGCAUUACAAGAAUUGAAAGGACUUUCAGAAGUAAAGUAUACAAGAUUCCUUGAAAAGGAGUACACAAAGAUCGCCUUGAGUUACAAAUAUUUAAGUGAUGAACUUAAGAAAACGUUUUUAAUUUGCAGUCUAAUGGAAAAUAAUACUUCCAUUUUAGACUUGUUCAAACAUGUUGUGUGCCUGAAUAUACUUGGCGGAGUUAAUUUGACAAUGGAAGGUGCACGAGAUAGACUAGAUAAAUUGGUUCAUGACCUAAAAGAUGUUUGUUUGUUACUUGACGGGGUCGAAAGCGGCCAAUUUGCUAUGCAUGAUGUUAUUCGUGAUGUUGCCAUAACAUUUGCACAUGAGGAGCACCAUGUGUUUACAACAAGAAAUGGCAUUGAACGAGAUUGGAAGGAUAGAGACAAACUCAAGAAAUGCACAAUGAUCUCUUUACCAAGUGAAAAUACUAUUAUUAGUCAACUUUGGCCUAACGAUUUGGAUUGUCCAAAUCUUGAAUAUUUCAAUAUGACUUAUAUGUGGAACUUUUCUUUUAAAAUCCCAGAGGGCUUUUUUACUGUGAUGCCAAAGCUUAGAGUAUUGAAUUUGGUUCGACUACAACAAACGUCAUUGCCAUCAUCAAUUCAUCAUUUGAAAAACCUUCAAACAUUGUGUUUAGAUAAGAGCAACAUUGAAGGUGUUCCUAUUAUUGGAAAGCUUAAUAAGCUAAAGGUCCUUAGCUUACGAAAUUCUUACAUUAAGGAGUUUCCCACAGAAAUGGGUCAAUUAACUCAACUAAGACUGUUAGAUUUGAGCAAUUGCCGUAAUUUGAAAGUUAUUGCUCCAAAUGUGAUAUCAAAAUUAUCCAAUUUGGAAGAACUUUAUUUGAAGGAGUGCCCUAUUCAGUGGAAGAUUGAAGUGCUUGAGGAAUUGAAGCUCUUGUCUAAUCUCGCUAGUGUAGAGUUGGAUAUUGAAGAUGACAAGGUUUUGCCUGAAGACUUUUUUUCUAGAGAGUUUAUAAGGUACAAAUACAAAAUAUCAGUGGGAAAUUGGUCAUACCAAUAUCCAAGAAUUGGUGAACAAAAGUGUUUGAGGAUAUUGAAAUUGAUAUUCAAUCCUAUCAUCUACUUGGAAGAAUUAUGCAGAAUUAAGAAUGUUGAACUCUUAUGCUUAGCUGAAUAUUUAGAUGAUCAUAAACAUUCAAAAUUCAAUUUGCAGUCAAAUGAAAUCACAUUGCUUUUUAACAAAAAGGUUAUUUUUCCUGAUUUAAAGGUUUUGGUAUUGAUGAAUAUUAUUUCUAGAAAGAUUUGGGACUGUCAACUUCCAUCUUCCUCCUUUGAAAAUUUAAAAGAAUUGACAUUGCGGAGAUGUACAAAGAUAAAAUUUGUGUUUCCUUAUACCAUAACCAAAAACCUCCAGCAACUCCAAUACCUUGAGAUAAAGGAUUGUAUUGAUUUAGAGGAAAUUGUUGCUAUAGAAGAAAUAACAGAAGCAGCUGCCAGUGUUGUCUUUCCUGAAGUAACCUUUUUGGAGCUUGAAAAUCUACCGGAACUUGCAACUUUUUAUCCUGGAAUACAUACUUUGGAAUGGCCAAAGUUGAAAAGGUUGGAGAUGAAAAGUUGUGACAAAUUUAAGAUAUUCAAUUCAGAGCCAAAUUCUUUGUGCUUGGACCAUAAGGUAUGA